This is a messenger RNA of Bubalus bubalis (water buffalo), 1199 nucleotides long. It is a transcript of the gene ING1, whose product is annotated as inhibitor of growth family member 1. The record is from RefSeq and is a predicted model, not a curated record. Lineage: Eukaryota; Metazoa; Chordata; Mammalia; Artiodactyla; Bovidae. Gene Ontology annotation, cellular component: nucleus. The coding region runs from base 145 to 981 and encodes 278 amino acids. Gene Ontology annotation, biological process: positive regulation of DNA-templated transcription. The transcript is spliced from 2 exons.
UGUAGCGGCGCGGGGCCGGCUGGAGUCGGGGGGGGGGGCGCGCCGGCAGGCGGGAGCCUUGCAUUUUGCAGCGCCGGGCUCCGAGGGGGCGGGGGCCGGAGGAAGCGGAAAGCCGCGCGGAGUCGCCGGGGACCGCGGUGAACCAUGUUGAGCCCUGCCAACGGGGAGCAGAUCCACCUGGUGAACUACGUGGAGGACUACCUGGACUCCAUCGAGUCUCUGCCUUUUGAUCUGCAGAGAAACGUCUCUCUGAUGCGGGAGAUCGACGCGAAAUACCAAGAGAUCCUGAAGGAACUGGAUGAGCACUACGAGAGGUUCAAGCGGGAGGCGGACGGCGCCCAGAAGCGGAGAGCACUGCACUGCAUCCAGCGGGCGCUGAUCCGCAGCCAGGAGCUGGGCGACGAGAAGAUCCAGCUUGUGAGUCAGAUGGUGGAGCUAGUGGAGAACCGGGCCCGGCAGGUGGACAGCCACGUGGAGCUGCUGGAGGCCCACCAGGAGGCCGCUGACGCCACAGGCCACAGCAAAGCCGGCCAGGACAAGUCCAAAAACGAGGCGAUCGCCCAGGCGGAGAAGCCCAACAACAAGAGGUCCCGGAGGCAGCGCAACAACGAGAACCGGGAGAACGCCGCGAAUAAUCACGACCACGAUGACGUCACCUCGGGGACGCCCAAGGAGAAGAAGGCCAAGGCCUCCAAGAAGAAGAAGCGCUCCAAGGCCAAAGCGGAGAGGGAGGCGUCCCCCGCGGACCUGCCCAUCGACCCGAACGAGCCCACGUACUGUCUGUGCAACCAGGUCUCCUACGGGGAGAUGAUUGGCUGCGACAACGACGAGUGCCCCAUCGAGUGGUUCCACUUCUCCUGCGUGGGGCUGAGCCACAAGCCCAAGGGCAAGUGGUACUGCCCCAAGUGCCGGGGCGAGAGCGAGAAGACCAUGGACAAGGCCCUGGAGAAGUCCAAACGCGAGCGGGCCUACAACAGGUAGUGGCGGGCCUGCUGGACCCAGGCGGCCGCAAGCCGCGUAUUUAUUGCGUCGCCACCGGGCGGGCGGGCGCAGGGACGCACCUGUGGACGGAGGAGGAGCUGUCCUCGCUCGGGCGCCGGGCGUCUCUGCUGUCCCGGUGGUGCACACGUGUAAGAGGAAAGUGGUCUGUGGAUCAGCGUUUGAGAAACUGCAAAUAUAGGUUUGAAUGAAACACCCAA